AUGGAAAAGAUCAGCUCGAUCGCUGUUUCGCUCAUUGCCUCACUCACUCACUCACUGAGUGCCAGCGAUCCAGUUGCACUGAACAGCUUGGCGGAUAUUAUCACUGAUCACUGUAAUUUCUCAUCCGGAGCAGUUUCCUGGUCCAGUAUCCUGCACUUUUACAUCACAACAGUUAAUACGAAUUCUCAGACGGCUCCCACCAACAGGAUCGUUUGGACUUUCCGCGUGCAAGCUACGCGUCACGGUGAGUGA
Molecule: messenger RNA, 252 nt
Organism: Gongylonema pulchrum
Lineage: Eukaryota; Metazoa; Nematoda; Chromadorea; Rhabditida; Gongylonematidae
Source: the annotation of a GenBank genome assembly